Molecule: messenger RNA, 1127 nt
Organism: Xiphophorus couchianus (Monterrey platyfish)
Lineage: Eukaryota; Metazoa; Chordata; Actinopteri; Cyprinodontiformes; Poeciliidae
Gene: ebpl
Product: EBP like
Exons: 4
Coding region: 340-978 (212 amino acids)
Biological process (GO): sterol metabolic process
Cellular component (GO): endoplasmic reticulum; membrane
Molecular function (GO): cholestenol delta-isomerase activity
Source: RefSeq, a predicted model, not a curated record
CGUUGUCAUGUUGUCAGAAUCAGAGGAACAUCUGUGAUCAACCAGAACCAGGUAGAUCUGAGCGUCUAUGUGGAGAAACUCUAGGUCUGGUUUUAGUCUGUGUUUGGUUCACGGCCCUCAUGUGGGAGAGACAGGAAGUGGGGUGGUCUCCUCAGCAGCCAAUGACAGAACAGGGUUGGUGAUAUCAAACAGAAGGACCAAUCAGAGUGAGUGGGACGGUCCAGAAUUGGGUCCAGUCCCUGCACAGUAAGAUUAGAAGGUCCAACUGAACUGAAGUAUUUGUGCAGCUUACAAGGUACUGAGUAUUUCCUGUGAAGUACUCAGUGUGGUUCCGGUACCAUGGACUCUGAGGUUCCCCCCACGCUCUCUCUCGUCUCUGUGUUGUCUCUGCUGGGCUGCAGCCUCCAGCUGCUGGUGGCUGCCCUCCUCACACACAGGUAUGGUGGGCGGAGCUCCAAGACGGACUGGUGGAUCCUGCUGUGGCUGUUCUAUGAUGUCAUCGUCCACCUGACGCUGGAGGGUCCGUUUGUUUACAUGUCUCUGGUUGGGACAGUGGAGACAUCUGAAGGUCCUCUGGCUGAACUCUGGAAGGAGUACGGUAAAGCAGACAGUCGCUGGUUGGUUUCUGAUCCAAACAUCGUCUCCCUGGAGAUUCUGACGGUGGUUCUGGACUCUCUGCUAGCUCUGCUGCUGAUACAUGCAGUGCUCAGUGACAAGUACUACAGACACUUCCUGCAGAUCACACUGAGCGUGUGCGAGCUGUACGGCGGCUGGAUGACCUUCUGUCCUGAUUGGCUGCUGGGCAGUCCUCACCUGGACACGUCCAACCCGCUCUACCUGUGGGUCUACCUGGUCUUCUUUAAUGGACUCUGGGUCCUGGUCCCGGUUCUGCUCCUGGUCCAGUCCUGGUUGUGUCUCCAGAGUCUUCAUGCAGUGAAAGAAGACAGAAGGACGGCCCAGAAGAAGAAGAAGCUGUAGACGAUGAUCUACAGCCUUUCACUGUUUGAGCUCAUCGUUUUCUCAGACUGGUGACAGAAAUUAUUUUGUAGCAGGAAGGAACAAAUCACAGCUGGAUCAUCACUAAAACUUUUAUUAAUCUGUAUAAAUAAAAUCCUGAGGUUAAACGA